Nycticebus coucang (slow loris) is the source of this 2900-nucleotide messenger RNA. RefSeq names its product catsper channel auxiliary subunit epsilon (gene CATSPERE). The record is from RefSeq and is a predicted model, not a curated record. Bases 48 to 2900 code for a protein of 950 amino acids. Gene Ontology annotation, biological process: flagellated sperm motility; sperm capacitation. NCBI's taxonomy places the organism in Eukaryota, Metazoa, Chordata, Mammalia, Primates, Lorisidae. The transcript is spliced from 23 exons. Gene Ontology annotation, cellular component: CatSper complex; sperm principal piece.
GGCGGAGGCGGUUGGACUGAGGCGGACUCGCAGGCGGAGCCAGCGCCAUGUCAGCCCGGGAAGUGGCGGUGCUUCUGUCGUGGCUGAGCUGCUGCUGCUCGGCCCUGUGGAGGUAUUACAGUAACAGCCCAAACUACCAGAUUUUUAGUACCAGAAGUGCAAUUAAGCUAGAGUAUGAAGGAACAUCAUUUUCUGAGUGGAAUGUGCCAGAAGCUUGUUCUAUACAAGAUAAAAGAUCACCCAGAACAGAAUUGCGUUGUUCUUCUUCUGGUUAUCACACUAUAAAACCAAUUGUUGCGGGCCCAGAUGAAGAAGAACGCUAUUUAUUUGUGGACAGUUCUUAUAUUUGCUUUCUGUGGUAUUAUAGAGUUGCCCAUUUUGUGGGCAAUUUUACCCAGGCUAUCACUGUAUGGGUGUACGAUCCAGAAAAUGCAGAUCCUGAUGAGUUGCAAUGGAGAGCAGAACAACCUUCACGAAAUUCCAUAGUACUCAGCACACAGUUGAAUACGUUGGGACAGCACCCUACAAUAUUUACAAUUUUGAAGAGAAAAAUUUAUCUUCCAAAAGGAUUGCAUGAGGGGACCUGGCGUAUCCUAGUACCAAUGACAAUAGAUGAUGUUCUAAAUGAGAUUAAAGGAAACCUAGUGACUUUUCAAGAUUGCUUUAUUGCAGAUCUUUUUUUUCUGCUCCUUUUUCCUAUUCCAACUCUACCUGAUACUCCUGGCUUUUUACCAAUCUCUUCACAAGCUGGUAGUCAGUUAAUAACUUCAGCAAUUGCUUGUCUUCCUUCAGUUGCUAUUGUAGUAACUGAUAUGGAGACCUAUCAAACAAAUGACUCAUUCCGUACAUGGACUACAGUCAGAGUGCCUCCAAACAUUCUGAGUGAUGCUGAAAGACAAAGUGUGACUCAUGUGAUUAUAUUUCCGCAAGGAAUAUUUUUUCUAAUAAAUAGCAUUCUUUACCUAAAAACUGUUAAUGGAUUUAAAAGACUGGGAAGAAAUGAAAAUAUACUUGAUAAUGGAAUUAUGGGCAUUAUAACAAGAAAAUGGUGUUGGACCAAAUAUUUACUUAAGGUUAAAAAAAGAAGAAGCAGCAUGGCAAUCUGGACAGAAAAUGAAAUUUAUCUUCAACAUAGUCAUCUCAAAUUUGUCAGAAUAGUAACUACUGCAGAGCUGAAAAAUCUUCUAAAUCUAUCACCAGCUACCACUCUGACUAUACAAAAUGUUGUAUAUACAGGACACCCUCUGGAAGUUAGCGUGGUAUUAAAUUAUUGCAUUACAUGUACUGACACCAAAAAGACUUUUAUAAUGAUAUAUAAUGAAGAUUCAAAACAGUGGGUGUGUCAAGAGUUUACACUAGAUGUCCCCAUUGACAGUUCUCUAGUUCCAUAUUUUCUAUUUUCUGCAGCACCAGAAUUGAUACUAAAGGACAAACAUAGGCUCUACUAUUGUUAUCAUAAUUUCAGUGUUAUUGGGGUUUUACAAACACCUACAGGAAAUGGAAAUCUAUCGGCACUGUCAAAUGACAGUAUUAUUCAUGAUGUUUUUAUAGAUUAUUAUGGAAAUAUUUUGGUGAAAAUGGAAAACAAUAUACUAUUUUAUACCAAGAUUAAUGUUAGAGAGUCAGUGAAGCUGCAUGAGUGGGUGAACAGUACAGUAAGAACAGUCUUUCUCUUAAAUACAUCUGGUGAGACCUAUCUCCUGAGUGCUUUCAGCAAUGGCACAAUACAAGCACAGGAAUAUCCUUUAAAUCUGGAAGUCAAAAGUAUAUCCCACAAGACAAAAGAAAAAUGCCCAUACACUGCAUGGCAAAAUAAUGUUGAUCGCAUAUUUUAUUUUUUGGACAAGGGAGAGAAUCUAGUCAUUUGGAGUCAACUCGUUUAUCCAGAAAAUUAUGGUCUGUUUACAGCUGUGGAUUCUUAUGGUCCAAAAAUAUUGAAAGCAAAGCAACAGUCUUCCUAUGAAAUUGCCUUUGGACAAUGUACUAAAACUCUGACACUAGAAUUUUUUCAGAAUAUAAAUUAUGAGGGAGCAGAUGACUACUUCAAGCUGCAAGACCAGAACAUGGGUCUUGUGCUCAUUCAGCUUCGACCUAGUAACUACUCAUACCCAUGUCCAAGAGCCCACAAGAUGUUCCAAAUAGCUGUUGGAUGUGAUGCUAAAAAACACAUUGCAGUUCAAGGAUUUAGCAAAGAAAAAUGUCUUCGCCACGAUUUUACCUAUGUGAUUGAAAAGUCAUUUCUGAGGCACCGACCACUUAAUAACUUGAAAGUAAAGUAUAACUGGGAAGAAUAUGGCUGCCCAUUAAGACUUGACUUCACAGAAAAGUUUCAUCCUGUGAUCCAAUUAUUUGAUGACACUGGCUAUGUAAAAGAAGUUGAAGCAAAUUUCAUAGUGUGGGAAAUACACGGCAGGGAUGACUAUAGCUUUAAUAAUACUAUGAAGCAGAGUGGUUGCUUAAAUGAAGCCCAGACAUGGAAGUCAAUGAUUGAUCUUAACAAGCACCUCCCAUUAGAAGAAGUCUGGGGACCUGAGAACUAUAGACAUUGUUUUUCUUAUGCUAUUGGAAAACCAGGAGACUUAACACAACCAUAUGAGAUUAUCAACAGUUCUAAUAAUAACCAUAUACUUUGGCCCAUGGGCCAAUCCGGAAUGUAUGUGUUUCGUGUGAAGAUCCUGGAUCCAAACUAUAGUUUCUGUAACCUAACAGCUAUAUUUGCAAUAGAGACCUUUGGAACAAUUCCCAGUCCCAGUGCCUACCUGGUAGCUGCUUUCCUCUUUAUCCUGUUGCUAAUGUUCUUCACUGUUCUUGUUUUGAGCUAUUUCCGGUAUAUGACUAUUUAUAGACGAUAUAUUUUUGAACCACUUCACAAACCUUUAGGAAAAUUAAAGACAAAAUAG